Daldinia decipiens is the source of this 1110-nucleotide messenger RNA. RefSeq names its product P-loop containing nucleoside triphosphate hydrolase protein. Gene Ontology annotation, molecular function: ATP hydrolysis activity; ribosomal small subunit binding; iron ion binding. The record is from RefSeq and is a predicted model, not a curated record. Bases 191 to 1000 code for a protein of 269 amino acids. Gene Ontology annotation, biological process: ribosomal subunit export from nucleus; translational termination; translational initiation. Lineage: Eukaryota; Fungi; Ascomycota; Sordariomycetes; Xylariales; Hypoxylaceae. The transcript has 3 exons.
GAACUUCGUCAUAUCCUAGACCGCGAUGUCAACCACCUUUCUGGUGGAGAAUUGCAGCGAUUCGCCAUUGGAACAGUCUGCGUCCAGAAGGCUGAUGUAUACAUGUUUGACGAGCCAUCUUCUUAUCUCGAUGUCAAGCAGCGUCUUUCUGCAGCGCGAAUGAUCCGUUCCUUGCUCGGCCCGGAUAACUAUGUCAUUGUUGUCGAACACGAUUUCCGACAAGGCUCGCGCCUUCAGCUACCCGAAAAUGGAGAAGGCUCUCGGCAACUUCAAGCUCAACAUCGACGGCGGUGACUUUACCGAUUCGGAGAUUAUCGUCAUGAUGGGUGAAAAUGGUACAGGAAAAACGACCUUCUGUAGGCUUCUGGCCGGUGCCCUUAAGCCCGAUAAUGCUGAGAAGGUUCCCGAGAUGAGAAUCAGCAUGAAGCCCCAAACUAUUACUCCCAAAUUCGAGGGUACCGUCCGACAGCUAUUUUUCAAGCGAAUCAAGCAGGCAUUCCUCUCCCCGCAAUUCCAGACUGAUGUUGUCAAGCCUCUCAAACUAGAUGAUUUCAUCGAUCAAGAAGUCAAGAACCUAUCCGGUGGUGAACUGCAGCGUGUGGCCAUUGUCAUGGCACUCGGAUUGCCAGCCGACAUCUACUUGAUAGACGAGCCGUCGGCCUACUUGGACUCCGAGCAGCGUAUCAUUGCAGCACGUGUAAUCAAGCGCUUUAUUAUGCAUGCUAAGAAGACGGCUUUUGUCGUAGAGCACGAUUUUAUCAUGGCUACGUACUUGGCGGAUCGCGUUAUUGUGUUUGACGGAAAGCCGGGUCUCGAUGCCCAUGCUAACACGCCCGAAUCGCUGCUUACUGGAUGCAACGCUUUCUUGAAGAACCUAGAUGUAACCUUCCGUCGUGAUCCGACAAACUAUAGGCCUCGUAUCAACAAGCUGAACAGUCAGCUGGACCAGGAACAGAAACUAGCUGGGAACUACUUCUUCUUGGAAGAGGACAGCUCUUGAAACGGGCGUCCCACGUGAUAACGGCUACCAUCAAGGCCGCAAGCAUGAUCAAAAUACCCCAUCAGCAUCGGAUACCGGCGUUCUAGGCGUACAAAAAGGGGGGUCGACGC